UAUUCAUUGUGUGGCUGUUUGCGGGAACAUUGUCCUUGAAUAAUAAUGUACUCAAAACAAAACGAGACAACGUAUAUUUUCAGUUGAUAUUGACAUAAAGAUAAAAUACUAUAUGCUCAUUUGACAUAAAACUGUCAAGAACAUGCAAAAUGGCAAAAGGAUUUGGUUCAAAAGCUAAAAGCGUGAUAGGGAAAUUUUACCACGGUUUAAAAUCUUUGACUGGUUUGAUAAUUUUACUGAUGGUAUACAGUUUCACUGGAGCCGUUAUAUUUGUUCUCGUCGAGACACCGCAUCAAGAAGAACUGGCAUUAGCAAAAGAACCAAAGCACAAGAACCUGGUUCAACUGUUAUUGAACUUGACAGUGUCUCUGAAUAGUACUGAGUUUGAAAAAGUUAGAAAUGAAAUUAUAACUCUAAUAAACAUAUUUGAUGCUGAAACCUUUGAAAAAAUGCACGGAAAGAGAUGGGAUUUUUGGAAAGCAUUGUUUUUCUGUGGAACUAUUUAUACAGCAAUAGGUUAUGGCGAUAUUUACCCUAGAACUGAUGCAGGAAAAGUUUUUGCAAUAUUAUAUGCAAUAUUUGGAAUUCCUCUCGCUUUCAGAGUUUUAGCAGAAAUUGGUAAAAAGUUAACAACAAUCAUCAAAUUCUUUUAUUUUGGUGUAAAAAGAUCUUGUGCUAAGAAGGUACAAACCGCGGAUGGAGAAACCUUAAAAAAUGAAAGAAAUGAUGUUGCCCUUCCCACCGAACAUACUGAAAAAGAAAAAAAUGAAAUAGAAAUUGUUUGGGAAGAUAAGGAUGAAACAUUAAAAAAGGAAAUAGAAAAUAGUCUUCCUUUAGCUGUGCCAGUUAUUAUUUUAUUCGUUUACCUUGUUCUCGGAGCAUUUAUGUACACACGUUGGGAAGAUUGGGGCUAUCUAGAUGCUUUUUAUUUUACUUUCAUUUCCGUGAGUACGAUUGGCUUUGGUGAUAUUACCCCAGCACAUACGAAAUAUUUUAUAGUGACAUCCAUUUAUGUUUUUGUUGGUUUAGCAUUGGUAUCCGUAUGUAUUAACGUCUUUAUGGAAUUUUAUAUUGUUUCCAUAAAAGUGGCUGCACAUCGAAUGAACAGAGUCGGUUCCAAGAUAAUAAAAGGAUGCCAUUGUUGUAGCAGACGACAAAGUUUGUAAUUACUGACAAUUAGUCAAAGAUGUAGACAUACGAAGAAGUUUUACUUUGAAUUUUCGAAAUACUAAGGAUUUUCUACACCAGGAAUAGACUACCUUAGCUGUAUUUGACAAAACCUUGUUGAUGCCCUCAAUGCUCUUAGACUUCGUUCUUUGUUUGGCCUUUUUAAUUUUUUUGUUUAGCGUCACUGAUGAGUCUUUUGAAGACGAAACGCGCGUCUGACGUACAAAAUUUUAAUCCUGGCAUCUAUUCUGACAUCGGACUCGGACGUCUUUUAAACUGAGUUUUACUGUGCGUAUUGCUGUGUGUUUGUAUAUUCUACAUUGACUAGAGGUAUAAGGGGGGGGGG
Mytilus californianus (California mussel) is the source of this 1513-nucleotide messenger RNA. Its product is annotated as potassium channel subfamily K member 18-like. Gene Ontology annotation, molecular function: potassium ion leak channel activity. Gene Ontology annotation, biological process: potassium ion transmembrane transport; stabilization of membrane potential. The record is from RefSeq and is a predicted model, not a curated record. Bases 150 to 1166 code for a protein of 338 amino acids. Gene Ontology annotation, cellular component: membrane. Lineage: Eukaryota; Metazoa; Mollusca; Bivalvia; Mytilida; Mytilidae. The transcript has 2 exons.